Molecule: messenger RNA, 2757 nt
Organism: Sitodiplosis mosellana (orange wheat blossom midge)
Lineage: Eukaryota; Metazoa; Arthropoda; Insecta; Diptera; Cecidomyiidae
Product: porphobilinogen deaminase
Exons: 5
Coding region: 605-2308 (567 amino acids)
Biological process (GO): heme biosynthetic process
Cellular component (GO): cytoplasm
Molecular function (GO): hydroxymethylbilane synthase activity
Source: RefSeq, a predicted model, not a curated record
CAGAGACUGAUCACAACUGUUGCUUGAAUGUACAGUCGGAUCAAUGCAAAACCAGUCGAUCCGUCGGCCUAUUAAAAAUGCAUUAAGCCCAGCUAGCCAUACCGUUUUAAUUAGCAUAUAAAUUGAUAUUCUUCCUCAAUCAGUUCCGUGUGCCCAGUACUAGGCAAUGCGAUUAUCAUUUGCCAUCGAAACAUCGACAAUGACAAUAAAUAACACGGAACAAUCACCCUCUUCGUGUAUUCAUUCAAUUGACCAUUAACAUAAAUGACAAAAAAAAUGACACUGCGUAUGAAUACAAUUCCAGCCACUUCGAUUUCGGCUUGUGUCAAUAGCCCCUACAACUCAAAACGCAUACAUUCGCAUGAUUCGGUUUCUAUGUAUUGGACAAUUUUGUUUUUCUCUCGUAUUUUAGAAAGUAUCUACUAAUUGUCUAGUCAUUUGUUAUACGCUACUAGUUCUCUUAACGUACAUGCCAUUUAACAUUUAAGAGCUGCUAACACGUUGAACUAUUUUCGACCAUGAAUUCAAUGAAUAGCGGCUGCAAUUGCAAACCGAUUUGCUUUUUAAGCUAAUAAACAAGAAAUUCUUGAGUAGCAGCCACAGCAUGAGUUCGACCAAUGACUCUACACCGAGUAACGAAAUACCGGAUGGAAAUGGGUCAACCAAAGACAUGAAAGUGAUACGAGUCGGAUCAAGAAAAAGCGAACUCGCCCUUGUACAAACCAACCAUGUCAUUGCAUUGCUUAAAAAAAUCUAUCCCCAUCAAAAGUUUGAAAUACAUAAAAUGACAACGAUGGGAGAUCGAGUGUUGAAUAUUUCGUUGCCGAAAAUCGGUGAAAAGUCACUAUUUACAAAAGACUUGGAAGAUGCACUUCGCAAUGGGAUCGUUGACUUUGUGGUGCAUUCACUGAAAGAUUUGCCAACGGCAUUGCCCGAUGGAAUGGCAAUCGGUGCGGUGUUGGAGCGUGAAGAUGCUCGAGACGCUUUGGUUUUGGCGAAACAACACGAAGGGAAAUCAUUCAAGACAUUACCUGAAGGAUCGAUCAUUGGCACAUCGUCACUUCGUCGGACGGCACAGAUUUGUCGCCUCUAUCCACAUUUGAAGGUGCAAGAUAUUCGUGGUAAUUUGAAUACUCGCCUGGCCAAAUUGGAUGCGACCGAUUCAAAAUAUGCUGGCAUUGUAUUGGCGCAGGCUGGUCUAGUGCGUUUGGGUUGGCAACAUCGUAUAAGCCAAACGAUCGAACCCGAUGAAUUGUUGUAUGCGGUGGGUCAAGGUGCAUUGGCCGUUGAAUGUCGAUCGUCUGACACGAAAAUCUUGUCGAUGCUUCAAAAAUUGGUAUGUCAUCAAACGCAGUGCCGUAUUUUGGCGGAACGAAGCUUCCUAAAGACGUUGGGCGGUGGUUGCAGUGCACCGGUGGCCGUUCAUUCAAUUUUAUCGAAGCGAAAGAGUAUCGAUGAUGAAAAAAUAUCCGCACACGGUGAAUAUAAACUUGAAGUCAUUGGUUCCGUAUGGAGUUUGGAUGGAAAAACGGAAAUUCAAACAGAAAAUUCGUGCAAUUUUAAUAUAAGCGAAAAAGAUGAUGAAGAAGAAGCAGAUGCAGUGCCAUCGAAACGAAUGAAACUCUCAGUUGACGUUGGUGAUGACAAUAAAUUGAGUGGUGACAAUCCAAGUCCACCGCAAAUUGUCGAUCAUUCGCAACUCAAUUUCAAUGCGAGUGCAUCGGAUUCGAAUCAAAAUCUGGACAUUGCUGGUUUAUUGAAUGUGCAUAAUGAUGCAUUUAAAAAAUGUCCAUACUCAUCGUUAGUACAAAAUAAAACGGAAAUAUCGACAAAAGCAGCUGAUUCAGGCAGUGAUCCAGCAUUGAAGUGUCCUUUAGAUUUCAACAGGGUGGGACAAGAUGUUAUGGGUCAAUGUCCGUACUUCGAUUCGAUAAAUAGCAUUGAAAAUGUGACCAAAACCUCUAGUACAUGCGGUGAUUGCCCAUUUAAAAAUGACUGUGCUAGUAAUAAAUGCAAUUCAUUAGCAGAAAGCUCAACUAAGACUAAACCAGACAUUUCGAAAUGCCCAUUCUUAGCAUCAUCCUCCACACCAAGUACCUCAAAUACCUCAAACACCUCAAACAUUGACUUAUCGAAUGAAAACGCAGUCGAAAUGCUAUUCUGUGGCCUUUAUCCACACCGUUGCUGGCCGAUGGAUGUGUUCGAAAAAUGUGAACAACUUGGCAAAGAUUUGGCAUCACAUUUAAUUGAAAAGGGUGCUCUAGCGGUGAUGGAAUGUGCUCAGAAUGAGAUUCGCAAAAAAGCCUAGGGUUACAAUCAAUAAAUUAAAUAUCGUAUUCAAUCGAUAGCUAGAUACAAAUCGGUAGUGGAAUUUAGUAUAAUUAAAUGGUGCACCAGAUAUUCCUUUGAAAAAGGAACAAAACCUUUUUACUGAUACAGAUCGACAGAGUAGAGACAGAGUACCUAUAGAAAUGUGUCGACAUUUCACACGCUAUCGUUUCAUAUUUAAAUGUUGGGUUUAUUUUUUAUUUGUACAUACGUUUAAGCACAAUUUAAUACGUUUUGUUAACAUUCAUCAACAAAUUAUUAUCAUGUGAAAAAAUUUAUAUAUAAAGAGAGAACAAACAAAAAAUUUGUUUAAAAAAAAGAGAGAAAAAUGUGAAAAUUCAUGUAGAAAAAAAAUACUGGGAAAAAUCAUACGAACAAUUGUUUAUGCGAUUUUUAAUAAAACAAACUUGGAAUAUGUUUUUCUUAAAA